AUGGAAGAAUUCGACAAAGGAGAAUACCACGACAAAUUCUCAGAUUUUUAUGUUUAUAUUGACACAAUAGGUAGUGGAAGUUUCGGGAAAGUGGUCCACGCGAUUGAUAAAAGUACAGGAGAAGAAGUAGCGAUAAAAAUAAUUGAAAAACAUAACGUUAAACAAGGCAGGGUCUCUGAAUUAAAACAGGAGGCAGAAAUUUUAUCUUCCUUAAAUCACCCAAAUAUCAUAAAAUUCAAGCACUUAUACUAUUAUUAAUGAACUCGACGCCUUUGAGGGCUUUAGUUUGACCAAUAUACCUAUUAAGAUUUUAAGAAAUUUCAGUGAUUUUUAAGGCAAAAAACUCGUUAUUUAUGCGAAGGCUCUACUAGGUUCGAAAGGUUGAUCUUGCAAAGAAUUAUUUUGGUAUGACCGGGACAUUUUUUAUGAAUCAAACAUUUUGGUAUGUCAGAAAUAAACUAAUUAAAUUUCUGAUAAGAUGGCUGUAUAAUAAUUUUAUCUAGGAGCUGGAUCAUCUUGAAUGCUGUGAAUUCUUUUGAGGGGACUAGGUGAGUGCUCAAUAAUAUAACUCCACCAGGAUUUCUGUAAGUUAUUUCUCAUUUGAAGCUGUUCCUGAGUUUCUUUGGCUUUAAUUCUUCUGUUUCAAUGCUGUGAAAGAUCUCAAGUGCAGAGUCUUCGUUAAAAUGCUGAUUUUCCAUAUUUAUUGGGGGAUAUUUUGUUUUGACAGAAUCAAGGUCUAGAUCAAUCUUUAUGAAGGAAACAAUAUCCUAUUUCGCUUAACAGAUAAAAUUUUAUGACUCUUACAUAUGAUUGAAUUUAAAACGCUGCUUUCCUAAAAUUUUUGAAGAUUAAUAGAAAAUUAAAACUGAUAAGCAAAAAAAUGUCAUUUUCAUUAAAAAAUAAGGAAAAAAUUGACAAAGAUGUAUCUCAAGGCCUUGAUGCGAUAAAGAGCUAACAUUAAAUAGCAAUGCUCUUAUUUAAUAGAGAAAUCAGAUGCUUAGUAUAGAUUUUAGCACUUAUUCAAAAUUGAAUAUAUUAUCACAUUUUACAUUUCAUUGAAAUUGAACAUAUUUAGAAAAAUCUGAGGAAAAAUUGUUCAAGAAUUAUAUCAAAGCCUUGAUGAGAUAAAAGGCUGAAAUUAAAAUACAAUACUCUUAUGCAAAAGAGAAUCCCAACGCGGAGGAUAGAUUUUAGCACUUUCUCUAUUUCAGAUCUAAUUUUAUUAAAGAUUAAAAAUUAAAUUUAUAUAAAAGGCUUCUAAUUAAAUUCAAAUAGCAAAAAUUCAGAUAGAUUGUCAAAUAUUUUAUUUCAUUCGAAGCUUCCAAACUGAUCAAAAUUCAAAAAUUUGAAAAACUCCUGAUUAUCUCUUAAAGAAUCAUAUUUUUAAGUGAAGAAAUUAACUUAAUUAUUUAAUUUAUGAAUCCGCAUAAUAAAAAAGCUUGAAAAUCUAAAAUAAUUUAAAAUCGAAAUCUAAUUUAUCCUUUAUUCGAAGAUGAUCUCCUAUUGCAUAUUCAUAUUUAGAUAUCUCAUAAUAAUAAUCAAAUGGAAGAUUCAGAAAAGUUCUAGGUUUAUUAAUUGGCCUUAACAAUAUAUGAGAUUAACACUCAAAAAUUUCCUGCAGAAAAAACAAACUUCACUUUGUAAAAUUAGUUUGGACAAAUUAAAUUCAUUUCUGACAUACCAAAAUGUUUGAUUCAUAAAAAAUGUCCCGGUCAUACCAAAAUAAUUCUUUGCAAGAUCAACCUUUCGAACCUAGUAGAGCCUUCGCAUAAAUAACGAGUUUUUGCCUUAAAAAUCACUGAAAUUUCUUAAAAUCUUAAUAGGUAUAUUGGUCAAACUAAAGCCCUCAAAGGCGUCGAGUUCAUUAAUAAUAGUAUAAAAGAGACUGAUUUACGACUAUUUAUAGUAAUGGAAAUGAUAUACGGCGGAAACCUCAAGCAAUAUAUACAAAAAAAUCAAAUUAGUGAUCUUCAGGCAUCUCAAAUUAUGAAAGGGAUUUUACAAGCUGUUGUAUAUAUACACGACAAAAAUUUAAUCCAUAGGGAUAUAAAGCCAGAAAAUAUUUUGGUCCCAGAAAACCAAGACUUAAGUGCUGUUAAAAUUAUUGAUUUUGGACUAAGCACUCUAUAUGACUCUCGCUAUAAGCAUUUUAUGGAAAACGAAAAGUGCGGGACUUUGCUGUUUAUGGCUCCAGAGCAGGCUUCUUCGCAAUCGUAUAGCAAAACAGUUGAUAUUUGGAGCUGUGGAAUUUUGCUUUAUAUGAUUUUAAGCAAUAAUUCUCACCCCUUAGCAAAACCAAACGAAAAAGUCUCAACAUAUUUAGAAAAAUUAAAAAGGCCAAAAUGGCAUUUCCACCAAAACUUUUCAAAAGAAGCUAAGUCAUUAUUCUUAAAACUAACAGAAAUGGUCCCACUAGAACGCUAUACAGCUUCUCAAGCUUUAAAUCACCCAUGAAUCCUCCGUUCUGGGAAAGAAAUACCUUUGACUUCUUUCGAAAUCUUCAAGCGGUAUGGAGAAGAAUUAAAAUUAAAAGGAAUUAUAUACUCUAUUCUAUUCUCGUGUAUAGUAAGCAACAAAAACCAUGAAGAAGCCAUUACACAUAAAGCAGAAGACAAAAAAUCUGAAGCAAAAACUCCUGAGGUUUUAAAAAAUCGAUUGAAUUUGCUUAAGGAAGAAUACGAGCUUAAAAGACUUAUGGCAAGUCAGGAUAAGCCAAAAGAAAGCAAGAGAAAAUUUCCUGUGCUGCCACCAUUAAAUCACCCAAAAAUUUAUAAGACUGCAAGACAUCAAACACCUUUACCUGGAAGGGAUUGGACACCUUUUAAUAAAGGAAGCUCCAAAUCUCCAUUGACUGCAGACUCUUCACUUAGGAUGUCUCAGGGUAGUGGAAAUUCCCCAAUUUUCAGCGUAAAGCACUAUAGAAUGCUUACACCUUCACAUAUUAAAAAAAGGCUUGAACGUAAAGUAGCAUCUCCAGCCAGAAAAUAA
Molecule: messenger RNA, 2988 nt
Organism: Blepharisma stoltei
Lineage: Eukaryota; Ciliophora; Heterotrichea; Heterotrichida; Blepharismidae
Source: the annotation of a GenBank genome assembly